AUAAAACAAUUAUAAUCAUUGGUGGUGGAAUUAGUGGUUUAACUUUAGCACAGGGUUUAAAUAAAAAUGGAAUCAAGUUUAAAUUAUUCGAAAGAGAUGAAAGUGAAAAUUUUAGAUCUCAAGGUUAUCGUUUAAGAAUUUCACCAGAAGGCUCGAGUGUUUUAAAAGAGAUUCUAUCUGAAGAAUUAUGGAAAUUAUUUAAAGAAACAUGUGCAAGAACUCAAGUUGGUGGUACAUCAAUAAAUGCAAUUACCGGUGAAAUUACUAGAAGAGUUGCAAAUAUGGCACCCAAUCAAAGCUACACCGAUGACAGUAUGGUAUUUACAGCUGAUAGAAGUACUCUUAGAAACUUAUUAACAUUGGGUAUCAAAGAUCACUUAGAAUUUGGAAAAAAAUUUGUAAAAUACAAUAUUAUUCAAGAUGAAAGCGGCCAAAGCAAAGUAGAAGCUCACUUUUCAGAUGGCUCAGUAUUUGUAGGUGAUUUAUUGGUUGGAGCAGAUGGUGUUAACUCUUUGGUUAGAAAGCAAUUUACCCCAGAUUCAAAACAAUUUGAUACUAAUGGAAGAUGUAUUUAUGGAAAAACACCAUUAACAAAUAAAUUAUUGGAGCAAUUACCAGCAUCCUGUAUGGAGUGGAUAACAACAAUAAUUGAUGACAAGAAUCUAACUCUUUUUAUGGAACCAAUUAAAUUCAAACCAACUAAAAUUGAAGACCCAAACUUCAUUCCAGAAACAAAUGACUAUAUCUAUUGGGUGCUCUUAGGUUUAAGCCAUUGCUUUGAAAAAUCAGACCAAGAACUUUACAGCUUAUCACAAAAAGAAUUAAAAGAACAUCAACUUAAACUAAUCGAGAAAUGGAACCCUCAACUCAAAAAUAUUAUUACCAGCUCAGAUGAAACCAAAUCAAGCUAUAUUAGUGUUGCGUCAUCCUUCCCAGAUGUUUAUGAAUGGGAAACAAAUAGCAAUAUUACUUUAAUGGGUGAUGCAAUUCACAAUAUGUCACCAACUGGUGGUUCUGGUGCCAACACUGCAAUUUAUGACUGCUUAAUUUUAUUAAAUGCAAUUAAAAAAGGUUCAAGAAAACAAGAUUUGGAACAGUACGAAAAAGAAAUGAGAGAAUUCUCUAAAAAGAUGAUUCUUGGAAGUUUAAAUGGUGCAAAACGUCUAUUUGGCUUUACCUCCAUCGAAGAUUGCAAGGUUAUCGAAAAUUAAAAAAUAAAUAUUUAUAUUUUUAUUUAUAAU
Molecule: messenger RNA, 1241 nt
Organism: Dictyostelium purpureum
Lineage: Eukaryota; Evosea; Eumycetozoa; Dictyosteliales; Dictyosteliaceae
Exons: 1
Coding region: 282-1211 (309 amino acids)
Molecular function (GO): FAD binding
Source: RefSeq, a predicted model, not a curated record